This is a messenger RNA of Rhopilema esculentum, 1932 nucleotides long. RefSeq lists its product as uncharacterized. Gene Ontology annotation, molecular function: protein binding. Lineage: Eukaryota; Metazoa; Cnidaria; Scyphozoa; Rhizostomeae; Rhizostomatidae. The record is from RefSeq and is a predicted model, not a curated record.
CUUAUCGAUUACGAGACUGGCGGGAACAGGAAAAUGGCCGGUACUCCAUCACAAGAAGGCUCCGUUGCAAAUGGAAAAAACAAUGUACUUAAAAGAAUUUGGUCAGAAACUGUUGAUCAUAAAUUCAAUGUGCUAAAAGUAGGGAAAGUAUUUAAAGACAUUUUUCCGUCAAUGGUAACUGGGGGAGAAGAUGGCAUUUUAAAGGUACAUCAGUGCACCAUAAACGAAGGAUCAAAAUUACUAUCAGGAUUUGAAACUAAGGGACAUUCACUUGAAACAAAGUCUGGUCCAAUCCAAAGAAUAUGUUUUGAAAAUGUUACAAAUUUUAACUCUACUGAUAUCCUUGUUGGAGACUCAAAGGGGAUGUUGACAAUUUUUACAAACAACCAGAUACUGAGUAGAAGAAGCUUGAUACAAAGCAGUAUUGCAUCAAUAACAAUUGAAAAAGACUCAGCUGGAAACAUGAAAAUUCUACUUGGCUCCCUGGAUGGAACUGUUCUUGCAGUAUCUCCCUAUUCAACUCUAUGGAAGCUGAGACUUCCUGACAUACUACAGGAAAAAUGCCAGGGAGCCAUCACAUCUUUUGAAAUUACAAGCAUACUCAAUCAACAUCUGGUAUCUGGCUCAACUGAUGCAACUUACACAGUUGUUGCUGAUAACAAGUGUUGCCUACAUUUCUUUCAGUCAGGUACUUUGGUGCGAACAUUAAAACUACCAUCAGUGGCUCUCUGCAUGUGCUCUGGUUAUUUCAUACCAAUGGAUCCAAUAUUGACCCCAGUUCCAACCACACCAAUGCUAACUUCUACACCAGGAUUUUCCUCCCCAACAAGAAAGACUCGACUGCAAGGCAGAAUGGAUGACCAGAUCGCUGUAGGUACAGCAGAUGGAAAGAUCUUAAUUGUUUCUGGACCAAAUAUUGUUCAAUAUGGUAACAUUGGAACCAGAAUAACAAAUAUCCAUGUUGUUAGAGGUGCAUAUGAUGGAUCUGAUUUAUUGAUUUGCAGUGGACACUUUAAUUUUCUCAGCAUUUUACAGGAUGGCAAAGAACUUACUAGGUACAAGACCGUUGACUGGAUUCAUACUUUUGACAUACUGAUUCAUGAAGAUUCAAACAAAUACAUUGUAAUAGGCUGUUUAGAUUCAAAAAUUGAAAUACUAAAGCUAGACUUCUGAUGCUGCAAGGGAGACUUCAUGUGCCAAUUUCUAUAACUGGAUUUAAGCACUAUUUGUACAAAUUCUCAUUUAAGAGAUUCAAGUUUUAAUUUUUUAGCAGAAUGUGCCUUCAAUAAGGGUAAUAGACAUCUUUAAUGUGUGUAUAAAUUUCUUCUCUAAUGAUAUUCUCAAGGAAAAACUUUCAGCUACUUCUGAAAAAGUAUUAUGACCACAACGAAUCCCCUUCCCCCCCCAAAGAAAGAAUCAAUUUUUAAAAAUCAGCAACAUAUCACUCCAGAUAGGUCUAUUUUUGAGAAUUUUGAUACUUUUUACCCUGUUUGUCAUAGCCCUGUUUGUACCUUAAGAUAACAAUGUUCAUGUUCUUACAUUUGUUUUUUUUAAACAGAGGAGACUGUACCUUAAUAGUCACUGCUGAAAACAGGCAGGGUUUCAUGCCAUGCUAAAAUUUGUGCAAAGAGAUCAUGGUGUAUGAGGGAGAGUCAUUUGAAGAAACUAAGAUCAGUACCAUGUUUUUGAAGUUGGUUCUUAAUCAUUUGGAAAAAGUAUAAUAGUAUUAUUAAAUAUUGAUAAUGCUUCAAAACCCUUUUGAGUUUGAUUUGCAUACACAUCCACACCCUUUUUGGAUAUAAUCACAUCAUUAAAGCCUUUUAAUAAUAUUAAUAUGAAGAGUAAAAUUUAAUUCUAAAACCAUUGGCGAUUUUCUUAAGUUAAAGUUCACCUUUAUUCAGGGAAGUCAUUUUAUUAAUAAGAAUCCUGGAA